Papilio xuthus (Asian swallowtail) is the source of this 1742-nucleotide messenger RNA. It is a transcript of the gene Nf-YA, whose product is annotated as nuclear factor Y-box A. Gene Ontology annotation, molecular function: DNA-binding transcription factor activity. The record is from RefSeq and is a predicted model, not a curated record. Bases 147 to 1013 code for a protein of 288 amino acids. NCBI's taxonomy places the organism in Eukaryota, Metazoa, Arthropoda, Insecta, Lepidoptera, Papilionidae. The transcript is spliced from 9 exons. Gene Ontology annotation, biological process: regulation of DNA-templated transcription.
UGGAUAGUAGAGCAGCCGCGCUUCUUUGGGAGUGGUAAUGCGCCGAACCAAUCUACAACGUUCUUGUGAUCAUUGACACCGGCCAUUGGUCUAUCCUUUGUCAACCAAUCAUCGAAAAACCAGUGAGGAUAUCCAAUUAUAAGAGUAUGGAGCAUGCUCAGAUCCAGAGCUCUGAGGGUCCGCAGAUGGUGACCCUCAACGGGCAGCAGAUGCAGGUGCUGCAGAUGAGCAACUCUCCGCACAUGGUGCAGGGCCCCAAUGGGCAGCAGAUCGUCGUGCACACCAUACAACCAAACGCACAGGCUAUACAGGUAGCAACACCUAAUGGUCAGCAGAUACAACAACUUCAAGUGUUGCCAAUGUCAAGUUUACAAGGUGCAGGUAACAAUCUGCAGCCAAUGCAGUUGGUGCAGACGGCGGACGGUCAGACUUUCAUUUACCAGCCGGCCAGUGCACCACAGCCUGCUAUCGACCAGCACCAAAUUAUACACCAACCGGUGAUAAAUCUGAACGGCAACCUGGUGCAGCUGGCGGGGCUGGGCGGCGCAGUGCCGCAGCAGCAGCUGCUCAACCAGUCCAACAUCGUCAUGAUGGUGAACGGUUCUGGUAACGGUACUUCGAGCGGGGCAGAUUCGUGCGGGGGCGCGGGCUCAGACGAGGAGCCGCUGCUGUAUGUGAACGCGCGUCAGUACCAGCGCAUACUGAAGCGCCGCGCCGCACGCGCACGUCUGCACGACCUCGGCAAGAUACCUAAAGAACGCCCGAAAUACCUGCACGAAUCUCGGCACCGACACGCCAUGAACAGAAUACGAGGGGAAGGUGGACGCUUCCACUCGGGCAGCAGGAAGAACCGCGCUGCGAAUGCUGAACAAGGCGCGGUAGACCCUCACAAACUGCUGGAGGACAUCAAGCCUGAGACUGUCUCCAUUACUAUCAUUCAGGAAGAAGAAACACAAGACCACCAGCCGACACAAUGGAGGAGGCUCGCUCCACAGCCCAUGCCCUCCACGUAGCAUAUCAGUGUUAAAGUGGAACAAAAUGAGUCCACUUAGUGUGAAAUAAGUGUGAACCUCUCUACUCAGUGUAGACUUGUGCAAAUAGUGUGAACUUCACUAAAUGUGGGCCUGUGGACUUAGUGUGAACCUGUGCACUUUUUGUCUACUAGAGUGAUAGCCUAUAAUCUUUGGUGACAGCUUAUGUAUAAACGAUAGUACGGGACUAAUGGAGUGUGCAAAUUAGUAAACGUUAUUUUCACAUAACUAUGAAAUUCCAAUGUCAAAAGACUUGUAUACAAACUUAUUAACAUCAUUUUAUUUAAAAAAAAGGGAGUUACAUGUUCUAAUAUAAGUAUUAUAUCAGUGGAAUUUCAUGGUUUUGUGGAUAUGUGAUUGUGUAAGUGAAUGGAUUUCAGUACCAAAUCAAUUCCUCCAAUAUGGUAAGUUUGUCUUUCAAUUCUUUAUGAUAUUUAAAUAUUAAGUUAUUUACUUUUUGAAGGGUAAAUAAGAUGUAAAAAUUCAUUUUAAAGUGUUAUCUUUUAUAACUCCGGUAAUUUUGUUAUUCAAUUGGGAAUACUUCAAUGUAUACUCUAUGCAAAUUAUAUCAAUCCAUUUUAUUCAAAAAAUACCAUAAAACUAUUUGCUACCAAUGCAACUUUAAUUUUCAUAAAAGUGUUUGAAAAUAAAAUGUUAAUGUAGAAAAAUUCUAAUAUAAUGUGUUAUGGUAAUAGUAUGUGUUAUAUAAGA